Molecule: messenger RNA, 1698 nt
Organism: Cadophora gregata
Lineage: Eukaryota; Fungi; Ascomycota; Leotiomycetes; Helotiales; Ploettnerulaceae
Exons: 3
Coding region: 1-1377 (458 amino acids)
Biological process (GO): regulation of DNA-templated transcription; DNA-templated transcription
Cellular component (GO): nucleus
Molecular function (GO): zinc ion binding; DNA-binding transcription factor activity, RNA polymerase II-specific; DNA binding
Source: RefSeq, a predicted model, not a curated record
AUGAAAGUUGAUUUGGAAAGAGUGGGGGAACAUGAUCCGCCGCCACAAACAUCUGCAGGAUGUGGGCAGGCGGGGCUGGGGAAAUGCCAAGUAUGUGCGGGGAUCAGCCCAAUCAAAGUCAUAUUUCCCCGCUGCGACGUUUCGCAGUCGAGGAGUGUCCAUCAACCUGUACCAACAGGAGAUUCGGACAUGUUAGAGAAGCGUGGAAGGUCGAGUGCGUGUCGAAAUUGCCGGUUACGAAAGCGCAAAUGUCUCCCGAUUGAUAGUGAAGGAUCAGGAUGCUGCCAGUUGUGUCGAGACCAGGCAUUGCCCUGCAGUUUGGCGACAACCAGCAGCAAGAAUCGUCGCAUAGUUCCAGCAGACAAUAGUUCUUCCCCUGUCAACUCAGAAGUCAUUACUUCUUCAAAAAUCCUACCAAAAGAGCCGUCAUCACUGCUCCCACCACAACCUGUUCUGGAUGAACUGGUGGACCUGUAUUUCAGAUUAAUUCACGAUGGGCCUCAUACACUCUUUCAUGAGCCAAGCUUUGUUUCGAAAGUUGCCUCAAAUUCGGCACCAGCCGCUUUAGUUUUCGCGGUCAUAGCCCUUUCAGCUAGAUUCUCGACGAACGAGUAUUUUCGAGGGGAUCCUCAAGGCUAUGCAAGAAAAUAUGCAGCUACUUCACUAGAACUUCUCCAGAAAGAGAUGAUCAGCCCCAGUCUGGAAACAGUGCAAGGUUAUAUCCUGAUCUCCCAACAUCUUGGAGGAGAAGGGGACGCGAAAGCAAAACACAUUUGUACUGGCUUGGCAAGACUUCAUUGCCAGUCACUUCGCCUGUGGGAGACUGAAGGACUGAGCCUUCUCGAUCAGGAGCUUCGUAGACGUACAUAUCUGUCAGUGGUCAUUACUGGCAAAUGGAGCUCGGCAGAUAUGUCUGUUGCUCCAGCAAGAGCAGAAUAUCCGCCAGAGAAUCUGCUCUUGCUGGAUGAAGAAGAUUUCCUUGCUCUUCGACUGAAGUUGCCUCGUCAUGGUAUCUGGACCCAGAUGGCCAAGACAAUAGACCUCUUUCGCGAGAUCCUAGAUGUCAUCUUUAGGUUGGGAACUGGAAGAACGCUGGCUACACAAAUCGGCGAAGUAAAAAGACUCGCAGAUCGUUUGGACAGAUGGGAAUAUGAAUUGCCGCCUAUAUUGAAGUACAGCACCGAGAAUUUUAAGUACUUCCAAGGCGUUGGGUUUGGGAAAACGUUCCUGGCUAUGCACAUCGGAUAUCAUCACUACCGACAGCUGUUGUAUUUCCCGUUCCUGGACCCCCGAAAUGAUGAUCGUCUCGCACAUGAGUGCAAAAACCACGCGAUUAUGGUGUCCGAGAUUGCAUCCAAUGGUGGCCAGCUUGUUUAGUGAGUUAAGCAGUGUCCAUUUCCACGCAGUUCUCUUUUUCCAAGUGUUUAUUCCCAAGCCUGCUCAAGAGACAGGGAGUAAAGUGAGUGAUACUGCUGACAUUCCAAUCGUCGCAGCUAUAUUAUCGGGCACAUUUUGGUCGUAAGCAGCAGCGUUCACCUCCAUACACUGCUGCUUGGUGGCGGUGAUGUGGACAGAGCAAGGUUGUGUCUGUUGUCAAACUUCGAAAUUCUUAUGAAGCUGAAGCAAUACUGGCCAGUAAUUGAUUCUGCGGCAAGUACCUCUCCAUAAGAGACCCUAGUAUUCACUGACAGUCAAACA